Molecule: messenger RNA, 768 nt
Organism: Olea europaea var. sylvestris
Lineage: Eukaryota; Viridiplantae; Streptophyta; Magnoliopsida; Lamiales; Oleaceae
Product: histone H2A-like
Exons: 2
Coding region: 120-578 (152 amino acids)
Cellular component (GO): nucleosome
Molecular function (GO): DNA binding; structural constituent of chromatin; protein heterodimerization activity
Source: RefSeq, a predicted model, not a curated record
UCACUACCACUAUAAAGUCACAACCCCGAUUUCUAUGGCAGACGUCUGAAUCAAUUACCAGUUUUACCCACGUAUAUAUACACAAAAUUUCUUUUCUCCAGGGCUAGUAUUGUCAGUUAAUGGAAUCCGGGAAAAUCAAGAAGGGUGCUGGAGGGAGGAAGGGCGGAGGCCCAAAGAAGAAGCCGGUAACUCGGUCCGUCAGAGCCGGUUUGCAAUUCCCAGUCGGAAGAAUUGGUCGGUACUUGAAGAAGGGCCGGUAUGCUCAGCGGGUCGGUACCGGAGCUCCGGUUUACUUGGCUGCCGUCCUUGAAUAUCUCGCUGCCGAGGUGUUGGAGUUGGCUGGCAAUGCAGCCAGGGACAACAAGAAGAACAGGAUUAUCCCAAGGCACGUAUUACUGGCAGUGAGGAACGAUGAGGAGCUUGGGAAAUUGUUGCAAGGAGUCACCAUUGCUCACGGUGGCGUGCUUCCGAACAUUAAUCCAGUGCUGCUGCCAAAGAAAACUGGUGGAGACAAGGCAACUAAGGAACCAAAAUCCCCUUCAAAGGCUACCAAAUCUCCUAAGAAAGCUGCUGCUUAGCACAAUUAACAUGUAUCUUACUCUUAUCUGACUCUUCCUUUUGUAUGAAAAUUGUGGGCUUAGAAUGUGUUCUUUUGAUGGUUAUUAGGUGUAUUGGUAGGGUAAAAAGGAAGAUUGUAUGCUGAUGGUUGUGUUGUUUUGGGAUCUUCUUUAAUUAUGUUAAUGAAAGAAACUUCUGGUUUCCAGUAUC